Pectinophora gossypiella (pink bollworm) is the source of this 880-nucleotide messenger RNA. RefSeq lists its product as uncharacterized. Bases 29 to 862 code for a protein of 277 amino acids. The record is from RefSeq and is a predicted model, not a curated record. NCBI's taxonomy places the organism in Eukaryota, Metazoa, Arthropoda, Insecta, Lepidoptera, Gelechiidae. The transcript is spliced from 6 exons.
AAACGUGCGUGUUUGUGGGAAAAUCACAAUGAUUUCCGUUUAUCUACUUCGAUCUUUACCGGGAGAAAUGUUUUUUCUUACAAGUAUUUUGUUUUCGGCUGUAAACACUGUAAAAAUAGAAAAACUGGUGGUUCCUGACCUGGUGCAGAUUGGAAACAUGAGUGAUAUUGUACUGGACUGCCUCUACUCCGGUGUCAGCGACCAAUUUACUCUCCAGUGGCUGUUUAACGGCAGUCAUACUCCAGUUUACCAAUGGACUCCACUUGCCGAGCCCCAGGUCACUGGAAUAUUGGAUGGACGAUUGGACUUAACGUACAGAGCAUCACCACUCGUAAAGGAAGAGAGACGAGCGCUGCGCAUAGUGUCUAUAGACCCGGAACUCAGUGGAGAGUACACUUGCAGAGUUCUCGAUCAGGGAGCAGAAGCUCGCCAAACUAACACGAUGCUUGUUUUUAGCACAGAGAGAGACUUCUUACUAGAGUUCGACAGGCAGCAACCUUAUGUCGAAGUAAAGUGUACCGCUCGGGGGUUGUACCCUCAUCCAGAUCUUACUUUGGAACACAAUAGUGUGAUGUUUCCCAGACAACAACAGAGGAUAUGGCGCAGUGAGGGUCUAUUGUAUGACGCCGAGAGUACAGCGCGUCUGAACAUUCCACCGCUAGGACGCAACCAUAAUAAAUUAGACCAAAUUACUUGCCGUCUGCAACUCCUACAAGCUGGUUAUACGGCUAUUAAAAAGGAACUGUUAUAUAUGGAAGGGGAAUGCAGUAAUAGCUCAUCAAAAAUAAACUUUUCAAUCGUUCGUAUAUAUUUAAUGCUUAUGGUUAUUUAUCAGCAAUACUUGCAGUUGUUAUUUAGAUAAAUAAGUAUAUGUUACUAG